Molecule: messenger RNA, 2010 nt
Organism: Chironomus riparius
Lineage: Eukaryota; Metazoa; Arthropoda; Insecta; Diptera; Chironomidae
Source: the annotation of a GenBank genome assembly
AUGGGACGAAAUCCAAAGCUUCUUUGGGAGUUGAAAAGUAGUAGUUUGAGGCACAAAAAAUGGAAGAUGAACGGAGGAAUUAAAAAUAGGAACAGGAGGGCGACUAAAAGGAAUCAAACACAGUUUAGCGUUGAUCAUCUAUUGCAAAUCGAUGAGUCAUUAUUAAACAACUCAAUGAACUUAUUAGACAACAUAUUACCUCAAUCAAGCGAUGAGCUGCCUGAAUGUAAUGCUGAUAUUAUGCUAAAAUCAUCAAUUAGUAAACCAGAACAACAAGUUGAGAAAUGCUGUGAUCCAAAUGUUACUACAUUUAUUGAAGAAGUUAUAUACAGAAAUGCGGUCAAGUUCAAUUUCAAAAGGACGGGUGUUUCCAGUGUCCUUAAAGAUCUGAAACAAAAUUUUCCUUUAAUGAAGUCAGACUACAGAUCUGUUAUGAGCACUCCAAGGCAUACAAUAACGAAAGUAGUCGACCCAGGGUUAUAUGUAAAUUUCGAUUGGCAAGAACGCGUGCGAUCAAUUCUAACAGAGAGUUUAGCUCCUGAUAAUUGCAGUAUUAAAUUCGACAUCUUUAUUGAUGGCAUUUGUUUUCAAACUGACGCCAUUAAAAGAAAUUUCUGGGUCGUAUUAGGAAGAGUACUGGAUAAAAUAUUCGUCAUCGGCUUAUACAAUGGACGAAGCCAUCCAAAAGAUUUCAAUUUACUAUUGUCUGAUUUUGUUGAGACAUUCAAAGAAAUGAGCGAAAGGAAGUUAUAUAUUGAAGGAAAGGAAUAUGAAAUAGAAAUCAGAAAUGUCAUUUUGGAUUCUCCCGCAAAAGCUGCUGUAAAGUAUGUGAAAUACCCAACAGGUUAUUCCUCUUGCUGUGAAUGUUGUGUUGAAGGGCAUAGGGAAGAUGGAAGAAUAACGUUCACUGAAUUAGACUGCACAAGAAGAACUGAUGAGAGCUUUAGAGCGAGAGCAGAUAUUGGACAUCAUAAUGGUAGUUCAAUAUUUGAAAGUUCUUUCAGAGAGCUAGAUAUGAUUAAUAAUUUCCCGCCUGACUAUCUACAUGUCGUGCUGUUAGGUGGAUUAAAGAAAAUUUUGACUUAUCUGUUCAUUCCACCAAAAUCGUUUUUACCAUUUAGUGCAGGUCGUGAACUGACAUCAAAGUUAUUGGAUAUGGACAAAUAUGUGCCAUCUGAGUUCCACAGGCAUUUACGACCCAUCUCAGAAUUAAAGCAAUACCAUGGUCAUGAACUUCGUUUCUUCUUAUUAAAAGUUGGAAUAGUUGCAUUGAAAGGUGUAAUCCCAAACGAGUAUUACUUAAACUUCCUUUAUUUUCACAUUGGAAUCACUAUACUGUGUGAUGAGGAUUUAGCAACAAAUUAUUCUGAGGUAGCAAAACUCGUAUUGCACAAGUUCGUUGAGAAAGCAAUGGACCUAUAUGGACCAGUUAUGCAGACUUUAAUCGUACAUACAAUAAGUCAUUUAGCUGAUGCAGUACAAUAUCAAGGUAUGCCAUUGGAUAGUUUCUCUACUUUCGCAUUUGAAUGCUACUUAACAGCCGUGAAAAAGCAUAUCCAGUCACCUAAUAAUGUAUUACAACAAAUUCAUCGACGCAUUUCUGAAGGAAUACGCUCAAUGGAAGCAGAUGAUAGGAAGAAGUCCUUAGAAAAAAAAUUUAAGUUUAUUAAGAAACUGAACGACAAAAGCUUCGAAAGUUUCUCGUGGGAUGGUAAAAAAUUUUCAACGAUUGGAAUACGGGACCGAUUUUGUCUCCUGAAUGAUGGAAAAAUCUGCGAAAUUUUAAAGAUAAUUAAAGAAGACGAUGAAGAGCCUAUUUUGUUUUGCAAUUCUUUUAUCAUUCAAGGCGAUUUUUACGAGAAACCAAUCAAGUCUUCAAAAUUAUCAAUUUUUCAAUGUGAAAACAACUAUGAAUCUUUAAAUUUUAAAGUCAGGUUCAGCGAAAUUAAGUUUAAAAUGAUGCUUAUUCAUUAUAAUGACAUGUUAAUAUUCGUUCCAAUAAAAAGUUGA